Molecule: messenger RNA, 1294 nt
Organism: Vitis riparia (riverbank grape)
Lineage: Eukaryota; Viridiplantae; Streptophyta; Magnoliopsida; Vitales; Vitaceae
Product: 40S ribosomal protein SA
Exons: 5
Coding region: 83-1021 (312 amino acids)
Biological process (GO): ribosomal small subunit assembly; cytoplasmic translation
Cellular component (GO): 90S preribosome; cytosolic small ribosomal subunit; ribosome
Molecular function (GO): structural constituent of ribosome
Source: RefSeq, a predicted model, not a curated record
CACUCCCGAAACCCUAGCGCGAGAGCGAAUUGGCGAGAUAAGAGCAGUCUAGGGUUUUCAGAGAAAGAGAAAUCAGAAAGCCAUGGCGACUCCCACUAGAACUCUAUCUCAGAAGGAACAGGACAUACAGAUGAUGCUCGCCGCCGAGGUUCACCUCGGAACCAAGAACUGUAACUUCCAGAUGGAACGUUACGUCUUCAAGCGCCGCAAUGAUGGGAUUUACAUCAUCAACCUUGGAAAAACAUGGGAGAAGCUGCAGCUUGCAGCCAGGGUGAUUGUUGCGAUUGAGAACCCUAAGGACAUCAUUGUCCAGUCUGCUAGGCCCUAUGGGCAGAGGGCAGUUUUGAAGUUUGCUCAGUACACUGGUGCUCAUGCGAUUGCUGGAAGGCACACACCAGGUACAUUCACCAAUCAGCUCCAGACAUCUUUCAGUGAGCCCCGUCUUCUCAUCCUCACCGACCCAAGAACUGAUCACCAGCCUAUUAAGGAAGCUGCACUAGGAAACAUUCCAACUAUCGCUUUCUGUGACACUGAUUCCCCUAUGCGGUACGUUGACAUUGGUAUCCCAGCCAAUAACAAGGGAAAGCACAGCAUUGGCUGUCUGUUCUGGCUGUUGGCAAGGAUGGUUCUGCAGAUGCGUCGCACUAUUGCUCCUGGACACAAGUGGGAUGUGAUGGUGGAUCUGUUUUUCUACAGGGAGCCUGAGGAGCCGAAGGAACAAGAAGGGGAUGAAGUGGUUGCUGCCCCAGAUUAUGGAAUAACAGAUUACCAAGCCACAGCACUUGGUGGUCUCGGCGGCGGUGAUUGGGGUGCCCCAAUUACUGAUGCCCCCCAGUGGGGCGCUGAUGCGCCUGCAGUGGCUCCCAUUCCUGCAGUUCCAGGAAGCAAUUGGGGGGAUGCAGCUCCAUUGCCAAGUGCAGUUCCAAUUGCAACAGAUGGAUGGGAUGCUGCAGCUGCACCACCAGUACCAGGCCCCCCCCCAGUAGUUGAAGGUGUUCCUCCUACUCCCAGCUGGGAGUGAUGGAUGAGCCAAUCUAAAAUCAAGUUUUAAACACUUGUCAUUUGCUAUUUAAGAAGGGAUUUCUUUUUGGUCAGAGUUUUUAGUUGUAGAUGAUGGCUAGUUUUAUGAGAAUUUUUGACAUUUCAUGUUUGGAUAUUUGAAAGAAACACAGCUGUCUUUCUCUUAUGUGAGGGAUUUAAAGUUUGAAUUACUUUUUAGGACGUUUUUUGUUAAUCCUGGAUCUCAAGAACUGAGAUAUAAAGGUUUUCAGCUCUCUACACAUGGGAAAUAAUU